AUGAGCAGUGGUAUCCAGAGCAUGAAAACUUUACCUGUGUCGCUUGUACACACGUCGGAGGCUCAUUGCAAUGGAGCUGCACCAGCAACCGUGGACCCCGCACCCUUUUCAUCUCCGUCCGUGGUUUCCUCGCUGUCGAAUGUGAUGCGACCACUUUUUCACUUCACUGCCGAUGACGCAGUGAUUCUCGCAAUGGAGCAUAACAACCACAACAAACUACUAGCGGUGUCCACGUCUAAUAAUGAAGUGUUUGUGACAUCCACACGUGAUAUGCCUUUGGAGGGGAUGCAAGCGGCAAACGGGGAAGAGACGCAGUGGAGCCCUGCAGAAAAUACAGUGCGCAUUGAUCAUCUGCGCUUCCCCUGCACUCAACUUGCAUGGGCUCCUUGGCAGUAUGGAAUAUACUUGGCGUGUGUCUGCCGUGGUAAACAGGUUCGGCUUUAUAGGCUUUCACAUGGUCGCUGGUCAUUAGACGAGGAGGUGGAAGCACAAGAUUGCAAUUCAGUGGCUUUUUCCGCUCAUUUUACUAUGGCAUGUGUGACCGCAGAAGGUAAAUUAUUGAUUUUUGUUCAAACAACAGUUAAUGGUGAUAACAGAUGGAUGCUGCACAGCACGCACUCAGAUGAAGAGAGCCCUAAUGCGACGAGACAAUUAAUCGACCGUAGUCGCACUGUAAAAGCUUUCACUUGCGUUGCCUGGGAUGAAACAGGAACUUUGCUAGCAGUGGGCGAUGAUGAGGGGGAGCUUCGUGUUGUCUUUGUCUACGAUGAAGGUCGGAGUAUUGGCGAGGUUGCCUACAGAUCAGAGCUUGUCUCAGACCGUAGGAAAGGUAUUCGCCAGGUAGCAUGGUCACCAGGGGCAGGCCGCAGUUUUCUUGUUCUUGCAGUGGUGACCUCUUACAAGGUCACACUUCUCUUUUUUAAACGUGCUCGGGUGGGCAUGAGCGGCGGUGGCGGCAGUGGCAGCGGUGCACAGGCGGCGCUAGGGGCGCAACUUCACUUUGUUACCAAAACAAGUGUAAAUAUGGAAGAGGUAACUGAACUAUCUUGGAAUAUACAUGGGGGGCGUUUUGCUACAGCUCACACGGGUGGUGCAAUUUGUGUCUGGGCUGUGAACAUUUCUUACCAAAAAGGGCAGCAAGAUUCUUUUGUUGACGUGGAAAAUGUUACGGGUGGUAAUAUUAGUGGAAGUGGUGGUGCAAAUCACGUUAAUGUGACGCAGCCAUCUCAUGAUUUAGUGCUGGUGGCCUCCGUGAGCAAGGUUUCUGGUGUGCAUCCCUACCACGGUGAUAGAUAG
Messenger RNA from Trypanosoma rangeli, 1296 nucleotides. RefSeq lists its product as uncharacterized. The transcript has a single exon. The record is from RefSeq and is a predicted model, not a curated record. Gene Ontology annotation, molecular function: structural molecule activity; protein binding. Lineage: Eukaryota; Euglenozoa; Kinetoplastea; Trypanosomatida; Trypanosomatidae. Bases 1 to 1296 code for a protein of 431 amino acids. Gene Ontology annotation, biological process: positive regulation of TORC1 signaling; cellular response to amino acid starvation. Gene Ontology annotation, cellular component: Seh1-associated complex; nuclear pore outer ring.